Molecule: messenger RNA, 549 nt
Organism: Amorphotheca resinae ATCC 22711
Lineage: Eukaryota; Fungi; Ascomycota; Leotiomycetes; Helotiales; Amorphothecaceae
Exons: 2
Coding region: 1-549 (182 amino acids)
Source: RefSeq, a predicted model, not a curated record
AUGUCCAACAGCAAUGCAAAACAGGAGGAGCCUACGGUUUCCCUUCCGGCGAGUCCGGCGACGGACAGUGAAGUCGAUGUAGAAGAAGAUCUGUACGCCGGCAUGACCGACGAGGAAGCCUGGAGGAAGUAUCUUUCGACGAAAUACGAGCACAGCUCAAAAAAGCCCAUAAAAGAGCCUCUCACAGCACCUUGGGGUCUACCAAUCAGCGACGCAGACCUAGAAAAGCUGAAAUUCGGCGUCAAAUCUCGAAAUAUGGACGACAAAUGGGACGUACUAAAUGAGGAUCCGGACAAAGACAGUAAUAUAUCUAUCCAUAUUCUUCGAAGCUGGUCACAGGAGGACUGCUAUAUACUUCACAUUGUUCUAAAGCCGAAUAGUGACAAUAAUAGCGGAAGUGCGAAGAUUCAAAGCAUCACGUGGGAAGGAAACAAGGGAGGGUUACAAUGCGAUGCAGAGCAGGCCAAAAAGGAAGCUGUGGUUGUGUCUAGGAUGGUACUCAAGUGCGAGUUUGAGACGCUCCCGGACUAUCCAUCCUCGCCCCUCUAG